AUAGUCCGCUAACUUCUGUGUGGUCAUCAGGCAGCCGAUCCAUGAGGUCCUCUGCUCGUCUGGCCUUUUCCCUCACAUCGCUGGUACAUAUAAUAACACUGUAAAUUAUCUUUAUUGUUUACAUUCUCUGCUAGUGGACAUGUAUGUCAUCUGAUACUUGAACGGCAGCCAACGCGGAAAAGUGCUCUCCUCUCUCGCCUAAUACCGUACGUCUCGCCUAGGUUUAGCUAUGAUGUGAUCAGGAAAUAGUCGCCUCGGAUGAAACGUGUCGAUAAUGAUGUUAAUAUCUGCAUUUAUUCACGCCCCGAUGCUGUUAUUUCGAUAGCCACUUGGGAGGAACCGCUACGUUUUCUGAGGCGGAAACAACAGUGAAGACGGAGAGGGCAUCUGCUGUGCCACGCUUCGCCGCAGAACAUGUCUUUCUUCAAUUUUCGGAAGAUAUUCAAGUUUCCGGACAAAAAGAAGAAGCAGUACGAGCAUGUCCACAGAGACGUCAACCCGGAGGAGAUAUGGGAGAUCAUCGGGGAGCUUGGAGAUGGCGCGUUUGGCAAAGUCUACAAGGCUCAGAAUAAACAGAAUGGGACCCUCGCUGCUGCCAAGGUUAUUGACACAAAGACAGAGGAUGAGCUGGAGGAUUACAUGGUGGAGAUUGACAUCCUGGCCUCUUGUGACCACCAUUACAUUGUCAAACUGCUGGACGCCUUCUACUUUGAGGGAAAACUUUGGAUUCUAAUUGAGUUCUGUGCGGGCGGUGCUGUUGAUGCCAUCAUGUUGGAGCUGGAAAAGCCCCUGACUGAGCCCCAGAUCCGGGUGGUGUGUAAACAAACCUUGGAGGCCCUAAUUUACCUUCACGAGAACAAGAUUAUCCACCGGGACCUGAAGGCUGGAAACAUUCUGCUCUCAUUAGAGGGAGACGUCAAGCUAGCUGACUUUGGGGUGUCUGCUAAAAAUACCAAGACGCUACAGAGAAGGGACUCUUUCAUUGGCACUCCAUAUUGGAUGGCCCCAGAGGUGGUCAUGUGUGAGACUUCCAAGGACCGCCCAUAUGACUACAAGGCUGAUAUCUGGUCUCUGGGCGUGACCCUGAUUGAACUGGCCCAAGUCGAACCCCCCAACCACGAGAUGAACCCCAUGAGAGUGCUGCUGAAAAUAGCCAAGUCUGAACCGCCCACACUGAUGAACCCUUCGCGCUGGUCUCCAGAGUUCAGUGACUUUCUGAAGAGGGCCCUUGAUAAGAAUGUGGACAACAGGUGGAGUGCAGCACAGCUGUUUCAGCACCCAUUUGUCACCAGUGUAACUGACAGCAAACCUCUGCGAGAGCUCAUUGCUGAGGCCAAAGCUGAAGUACUGGAAGAAAUCGAAGAAAGCAAAGAGGAAGAGGAGGAGGAAGAGCCAGAAACGCCUUUGACUCGUGGACACAAGCGCGCAGCUUCAGAUGCUAGUGUUGCCAGUUCAGAAGAUGAGAAACUUACGCCUGCUGCUGCUGUUCUGGAGUCUGUCGUGGAGAAUAAAGAGACAGAGCCUGCGGAGGAUAGAGCCAGUGAUAAACUCUCUGAUGAAGGCCUGGGGACAAGCGAAGUGGACAAAACCGAGGAGGAGAAACUCAAUGAUGUUUCUGAGGUCAGCCAAGAAGACCUCAUUCAAGCCCCUGCUGAAGAAGUACCAGAAGAUAUCACUGAAAAAGUUGAAGAUGCUAAGCCAGUCAAUGAAGAAAGUGCAGCUGCUCCUAUUGAUCUACCUCAACCUGCAACAAAAGAAGAAAAUGUAGAAAUUGCAGAAACGACAAUGCCAGAAAUAGAAAAACAGAAUGAGACAGUAGAAGAUAAAAUGGAAGAUGCGUCCACUAAAGAUGUAGAAAUGAUUAAACCAGAAGAGCAUAUUAGUGGUAAUGAAGAGAUAGCAGAAAAAGCAGAAGACAAAAACAUGGACCAACGUAAAGAACCAGAAGAACUACUAAAAGCAUUGAAAGAAGCUAAUGAAGAAAGCAAACCUGUUAUAGAACAAGAAGAGAUAGUUACACCUCCUACACUGCCAGAUACAGAUAUAAUAAAACAUGAUAAAGACUCUAUAGAGGAAAUAGGUCAAGGGUUGAUUUCUGUAGAGUUAAAUGUAGAUGAAGACAUACACGUGAAGGAAGAAGUAGUAGAAAUGUUACCUGAAGUUUUAGCUGAUGAAGAACCAAAACCAAGCCAGACCACUGAGAUAGUAGAAGAGAAAAGGGAGAACAUAGAAAUUAAAAAGGUAGAGGAGAAUUCUGUACAAGAAAACCAUGAAAUAAGUGAUGUUAAAGUUGAAGAAAAGGAACCCAAAAUCAUAUCAACAGGCGUGGCUAGCGAGGAUAGCAAAGAGGAGCCCCAAACAGCAGUGCCAACUAGUCCUUCCAAACAAGAAGAAGAGGAGAAGGAAGUUAGCGUUGAUAGAAGUGUUUCUCAAGAUGCGGUGUCAGUCCCAGAGAGCGAGACGGAUUCGGAGGCGAAGACGGAGCAGGGCAGUCCAGCUCUCGCCAAACCCGAUGGGGGGAAAGACUCGGAUUCAGGGAGCAGUUCAGCCGCUGACAGCAGCAGCCUCGACCUCAAUCUGUCCAUCUCCAGCUUCCUCACCAAAAGCAAGGAUAGCGGCUCCAUAUCUCUACAGGAGUCCAAGCGCCAGAAGAAGACCCUGAAGAAGACUCGUAAGUUCAUGGUGGACGGUGUGGAGGUGAGCGUGACCACGUCCAAGAUUGUCUCUGAGAAUGACGCCAAGAGUGAGGAGAUGCGUUUCCUCAGGCGGCAGGAGCUGAGAGAGCUUCGCCUGCUGCAAAAGGAGGAGCAAAGGGCCCAGCAGCAGCUCAGUAACAAACUCCAGCAACAGAGAGAACAGAUCUACAGACGCUUCGAACAGGAAACUACUGCCAAAAAGCGUCAGUAUGACACAGAGGUGGAGAACCUGGAGAAGAAGCAGAAGCAGACAAUUGAGAGGCUGGAACACGACCACACGAGUUGGCUCCGAGACGAGGCCAAACGCAUCAAGUCUGAGCAGGACAAGGAGCUCUCUAAGUUUCAGAACAUGAUGAAGAAUCGCAAGAAGGAGGCAGUGGCCCAGGUUAUGAUUCAGUCUUUUCAGUUGUCCUCAUGCGCACUCUUCAACGCUCAGAUGCAGGAUGAGCAGGAGUUCUUACAGAAGCAGCAACAGGAACUGGACGGAGCCUUGAAGAAGAUCAUCCAACAACACAAACUGGAAAUCUCCACUAUAGAGAGAGACUGCCUCAACCACAAGCAGCAGCUCAUGAGAGCCAGAGAAGCUGCUAUGUGGGAGCUGGAGGAGCGCCACCUGCAGGAGAAGCACCAGCAGCUCAAGCAGCAGCUUAAAGACCAGUACUUCCUGCAGAGACAUCAGCUGCUCAAGAGGCAUGAGAAGGAAAUGGAGCAGAUGCAGCGUUUCAACCAGCGCCUGAUCGAGGAGCUGAAGAACAAACAGACUCAGGAGAGAGCACGUCUCCCCAAGAUCCAGAGGAGCGAAGCCAAAACCAGGAUGGCCAUGUUCAAGAAGAGCCUCAGGAUCACCGCUACAGCAGCAGUCACUCCAGAGCAGGAGAGGGAGCGUAUCAAGCAGUUUGCUGCUCAGGAGGAGAAGCGUCAGAAGAACGAGAGGCUCCAUCAGCAUCAAAAACAUGAGAACCAGAUGAGAGACCUGCAGCUCCAGUGUGACGCCAAUGUCCGAGAACUGCAACAGCUGCAGAAUGAGAAAUGUCAUCUGCUGAUCGAACACGAGACACAGAAGCUGAAAGAACUUGACGAAGAGCACAACCAAGAAAUCAAAGAAUGGAGAGAGAAGCUGAGGCCCCGGAAAAAGGCACUGGAGGAGGAGUUCCAGAGAAAGCUCCAGGAGCAGGAAGUCUUCUUUAAAAUGAGCGGAGAGUCUGAGUGCCUUAAUCCGACCACUCAGAGUCGAGUGUCCAAGUUCUACCCCAUUCCCAACAUGCACAACUCCGGUGUUUAACUUCCUCUGAGCACCAAGCUGCACUUAAGGACUCUUAUCAGGGGGGAGAUGGAGGAUCCAACUAACCAUGAAAAUGUCAAAACACGAUGGAUUUUACCUUAUGGGAGCAGGACGUGCCUAACCCAAGUACACGCUCACACCAAACUAGUCCUCCCUCCUUCAUGACGAUUAGGGCCCAAAGAAAAAGAUGUUUCGCACUUUUCCCAGCAUGUUCACAUUGGUAGGCUAAUAUGAAUCCAAGCGUCUUUCAGUUCCCUGAAUGUUCAAUUUAGGAAAACAAAAAAUACUAGUGUCAGAAAUAUAAUAUUUGGGUCACUGAAAAAGAAAGAAAGUAUGCAUUUUACUCUUGAGAAAUUAGAAAAAAGUGUCAUAGUAAAAAAUAAGCUAAUGUGCAUUCUGAAUGAGAUAAAAAAAAAAAAAAGUAAUCUACAUAUGAGGUGAAUCACACAUUGUGAUGAUGACUGUAUUCUACUGAGUUAAAUCAGAGCAACUUUUAUAAAAUCAUUUUCCAUGAUUCCAUGUUUUUCAUUGGAAAACAUAAAGGUGCAUUGUGUGACUUUUUUGGAAGAGGGUUCCAUCAAAUACUUUUCUCCAUGGAGAUGUUAUUGCUUUGUCUGGAAUGUUUCACAGUAUGGUAUUAAACCUUUCUAGCUUCAUGGAGACCUGUGGAACAUUGCAGAGAGAGCAACGACAUCUCCACAGAAACAAGCGGGUGAUGGACCCUAACCAAAAAAGUUACAUAGUGCACCUUUAUGAUGAUAAUAUGCUGUACAUCUGAUUACUUUUAGGGAGUUACUUUGAGCUAAUGUUUGAAAAUGAAGACACAUGGAUGCUAAGGGAAUGUAAUGCUGUUUAUUUGCACUGUUUCGCACAUUGGUUAAUGAUUAAAUAUGCAUUUAGCUUUACUAUCUCUUAUGAUGGUACAGUACCCUUUGCUGCUUCUGUCUGUUCAAAAUACAGACUGACUGAAAUCAUAAAACAUCGCCACCUUCCAUUUUAGCUGUUCCUUUUAUUCCAAAUACCUUAUUUUACUAUUAUAGUUUUUAAAAUCGUAUAUUUAGCUUGCUGUAUGGCACGUUACAAAGAAAUUCCCAUUUUAUUUAUGGAUAUAUCUGGUCUUUAUAAAUUAAAGAUUACGCUGGAUUAUUUUGCCAUUGCUUAACUGUUGAUCUUCUCAUUGCUGUUAUCGAUGCUGAAUGACAUUUUAUAUUUUGUUUGGUCACAAGAUUUAUUAUUUGACUAGUAUGCAUUUCUUAUGUCAAAUCAGAUGUAUUUUAAGUUGCCUUUAUUAAUGUAAAUAAAAUAUGGACGGUUUUUAA
Messenger RNA from Boleophthalmus pectinirostris (great blue-spotted mudskipper), 5297 nucleotides. It is a transcript of the gene slka, whose product is annotated as STE20-like kinase a. Gene Ontology annotation, biological process: protein phosphorylation. The coding region runs from base 415 to 3978 and encodes 1187 amino acids. Gene Ontology annotation, molecular function: protein serine/threonine kinase activity; ATP binding. The transcript is spliced from 19 exons. Lineage: Eukaryota; Metazoa; Chordata; Actinopteri; Gobiiformes; Gobiidae. The record is from RefSeq and is a predicted model, not a curated record.